Cynara cardunculus var. scolymus (artichoke) is the source of this 1821-nucleotide messenger RNA. RefSeq lists its product as uncharacterized. The transcript has 8 exons. The record is from RefSeq and is a predicted model, not a curated record. Gene Ontology annotation, molecular function: protein binding. Bases 160 to 1629 code for a protein of 489 amino acids. NCBI's taxonomy places the organism in Eukaryota, Viridiplantae, Streptophyta, Magnoliopsida, Asterales, Asteraceae.
ACUUCAGUCGAGUUGUUUUCAAGAGGAGAAGAACACCUCGUCGUUGUCAUUAUCAUCGUCAGAGUAGGCCGUAAUCAGCAGCAGCUGCUUCUAACUACUGCUACUGGAACUUCCAUUGAGAAUUUGAAUUGCGGAUUUAGCAAAAUUGGAUGAAGGGAUAUGGAAGGGUUCGGCGGUAGCAGGAAUAGGAGAAUAACGAUGGCUAGCAGCACGGGUAGUGGCGGGAAUAGGCGGCCACCGCUGUGCGGUGGUCGGAGGAGAGUAAUUGCAACAAAAAAGCGUGGCUGGACCAACCCACUGGCGGUCAACAACAGCGUCAAGAAGCUUCAAAGACGUGAGAUUUGUUCUAAACCCCACCGUUCCUCGUCCAUCACGAAAUCUCUUCAUCGAUUUUGCAACUUUCGGUUGACGGAGAGAUACGAUAUCCAUGAUCCUGUGGGACAAUGUUCAUUAGUAUUACCAUUGUUGAUGAAAAGAGCUAAAGUCAUUGAAAUAGUGGUGGUACAUGAUAUUGUCUUUGCUCUUGCAAGUUCUGGUGUUUGUGCAGCUUUUAGUAGAGAUACAAACAAGAGGAUAUGUUUCUUGAAUAUAUAUCCAGAUGAAGUCAUCAGGAGCUUGUUUUAUAAUAAAAAUAAUGAGUCAUUGAUUACAGUGUCUGUAUAUGCUUCGGAUAACUUCAGUUCAUUGAAAUGCCGAUCAAUAAGAAUAGAAUACAUACAGAGAGGCAAACCUGACGAAGGCUUUCCGCUUUUUGAGACCGAGUCUUUGAAAUGGCCAGGCUUUGUGGAGUUCGAUGAUGUCAACGAAAAGGUGCUUACCUUCUCUGCACAGGAUAGCAUAUACAAGGUCUUCGACCUGAAGAACUAUACAUUGUUAUACUCAAUAGCUGACCAACAGGUCGAAGAAAUCAAGAUCAGCCCUGGUAUCAUGUUACUGAUUUUCAGUAGGGGUCAGAGCCAUGUUCCUCUGAAGAUACUAUCUAUAGAAGAUGGCACGGUUCUAAAAGAUUUCAAUCACUUACUGCAUCGCAAUAAGAAGGUGGAUUUUAUUGAACAAUUCAAUGAAAAGCUUCUUGUUAAGCAAGACAAUGAGAAUCUCCAGAUUCUUGAUGUCCGCAAUGCUGAGGUGAAAGAAGUUGCUAGCACCGAGUUUAUGACUCCAUCAGCAUUUAUAUUUCUGUAUGAGAAUCAGCUAUUUCUAACAUUUAGAAAUCAAACCGUCUCUGUUUGGAACUUCCGGGGGGAACUUGUUACGUCAUUUGAGGACCAUGUACUAUCGCAUCCAGACUGCAACACUAACAACAUCUAUAUAACUAGCGAUCAAGACCUCAUAGUUUCCUUCUGCAAGGCAGAUAACGGACCGUUGACUGAUAGAAGAGGAGCUGGUUCUAUUAAUAUCAGUAACAUAUGGACUGGGAAAUGCAUAGCAAAAAUAAAUGCAAGCAAUGCGGUUUCCUCCAAGCAGGAUGAUGAUGAUGAUGAAGAUGGAAGGUCACCGAAUCAAAGGCAGGUUGAAGUGAACAUGGUUGAAGAGGCACUAGAAGACAUAACAUCCCUCUACUAUGAUGAAGAGCGCAAUGAAAUCUAUACAGGUAACAGUAACGGUUUGGUUCAUGUUUGGUCCAACUGAAAGAUGGAACCAUCAAUAGUUAUGUCUAUUCUAAGUACAUAAUAUGUGUGUUCUGUUGUGUGUUCUUAGGACGAAUAAUAUCUAUAUCUAUAUAUGUAUAGGGUUACCUUUUACAUUGAGUAUGCUGACUUAUGGGGGUCGAGUUGCAGAAUUGAAUGAUAAAUGCAAUAUUAUACUAGGUUGGUUUGUAGC